Molecule: messenger RNA, 1446 nt
Organism: Rosa chinensis
Lineage: Eukaryota; Viridiplantae; Streptophyta; Magnoliopsida; Rosales; Rosaceae
Product: probable E3 ubiquitin-protein ligase ARI9
Exons: 1
Coding region: 1-1446 (481 amino acids)
Biological process (GO): protein polyubiquitination; positive regulation of proteasomal ubiquitin-dependent protein catabolic process; ubiquitin-dependent protein catabolic process
Cellular component (GO): cytoplasm; ubiquitin ligase complex
Molecular function (GO): ubiquitin protein ligase activity; ubiquitin conjugating enzyme binding; zinc ion binding
Source: RefSeq, a predicted model, not a curated record
AUGGACGAUAUGGACCAUCAGAACGAUGACAGUUUCAGAGCCGGAGAGCGUAUAGAUGAAGAAGCAUAUUAUGAUUGCCUUGAAGUCGAUGACAAAUCCGAUAAGUUGGGUGAGAUUUGGUUCCCACAGAAAAAGAAUUAUACUAUUCUGAAGCAAGAAGAAGUUGCCAAACUUCAGGAGGAUGAUAUUGCAAAAGCGUCCACUUUUCUUUCGGUAUCAAAAUCUGAUGCAUGCUUACUGCUCCUUCACUCGAAUUGGAGGACCGAUAAUCUCACCGAUGCAUGGUUUGCUGAUGAAAAUAAAAUCCGCGAAAAAGCUGGCUUGUUGAAGAAACCCCUACUGGAUAAUGCCGGUGAAGAUCUAAUAAGCAGUAGUUGCCGACUAUGUUCAUAUAGUAAUAGUAGUAAUAUCUCAGCUUCUUGCGGUCAUCCUUUUUGUGGAGAUUGCUGGACAGGUUACAUAACAAAAUUAAUCAAUGAGGAGGGUCCUGCAUGUUUGGUUUUGAGAUGUCCUGAACCCGAUUGUAGUGCAGUGGUUGGACCUGAUUUAGUCCAAAACGUAAUGUUGGCCACAAACCAAGAAGAUGAAUGUUAUAAGAGGUACAAGCAUUACCUAUUGAGAUCUUAUUUAGAAGAUCGCAAGUUGAUCAAGUGGUGUCCUGCUCCGGAUUGUAACUCCGCUAUUAGGUUGGAUGCUGGUGGUUCUAGUACUAGUUGCUAUCAUGUCUCGUGUGUUUGCUCUCGUAGUUAUUGCUGGAACUGUGAGGAGGAGGAGAAUCAUCGUCCCGUGGACUGCCAAACUGCAGGGAAGUGGAUUUCGAAUAUAUUAGAAUCCGUGCAUUACCAGCGCUGGCAAAACCACGGAAAAUCAAAGGAAAAAGCUCUUGAAGUAUUUGACGAGGUGAAGACGACCGUGCAUCAAGAAUUAUUAGAAGGGCACGAGUUGGAUUUUUUGUUAGAGGCAUGCAAACAGAUGAUUGAAUGCAGGCAGGUAUUGCGAUGGAUUGUUGUGUACGAUUACUACAACAUGAGUGAUCAUGAGGCGCAGCAUCCUAAACGGAAGCUAUUCGAGUGCUUGCAAGGCCAUGCGGAGUUCAGCGUAAAGAAGCUUGAGAACCAAGUGCAACAGUUUCUCAUCUUGGCUAAUAGUGAUCCCUCCUCAUCCUCAUCAGUAGUGGAAAAGAAGGGCUUUGCAGACUUUCGUGUAAGACUCCAAGACCUUACAAAUAUGACAGCGACCUAUUUUAAGAACCUGGUUAGGGCAUUAGAGCAUGGGCUUCCAGAGACAUGCUGCGAAGGAGCUAGUUGGUCUUGUGAGCGCUGUACUUAUAUCAAUGCAAUGUCUUCCGUUAAAUGUGGGAUGUGUACUGCACACAUUCCAGAGGGCGCCGGUUACUGGUCUUGUGACAAGUGCACCUAUUUCAAUCCUGCGUCCAGCACCGGCUGA